Fulvia fulva is the source of this 975-nucleotide messenger RNA. RefSeq names its product Short-chain dehydrogenase/reductase. The transcript has a single exon. The coding region runs from base 1 to 975 and encodes 324 amino acids. The record is from RefSeq and is a predicted model, not a curated record. Lineage: Eukaryota; Fungi; Ascomycota; Dothideomycetes; Mycosphaerellales; Mycosphaerellaceae.
AUGGGAUCAAUCUGGAGCCAAUCGGUCUUGAUUCCUGCUCCAGCGCUCACAGUCGCAAAGCUGCCGGAUCAAUUUGGCAAAGUAGUGGUCGUUACUGGCGGCUACUCGGGAAUUGGCUCGGAACUGGCUGAGAUGCUGUAUUCUCGCAAUGCGACGGUUUUCAUCGCAGGUCGAGACGUGCAGCAAGCGAAAAAGUGCAUGCAGGGAAUCCAAACGAAGCAUGCCUCGUCCUCUGGUCGUCUCGAGUACCUGCAUCUGGACUUGGCAGAUAUGGUGUCCAUUCGGCGCGCGGGUGAAGAUUUCUUGGCACGCUCCGAUCGCCUUGAUGUCUUGGUGAACAACGCCGGUGUGAUGACGCCAGCGGUGGGAAGCAAAACUGCACAAGGGUAUGAGCUGCAGCUCGGCGUCAACUGCCUCGGGCCUCAUCUCUUUACGCAGCUCGUGAUGCCUCGCCUCCUGCAGACGGCGGAGACUGCGCCAGCUGGAAGUGUGCGAGUGCUCUGGGCUGGCUCGGUGGCAGUGGAGCUCGCACCUCGCGCAGGCAUGUCCUGGACAGAGGGUGUAGACGCAGCACCUGUAACGUCCAGCGACCAGGCAAGCAAUUACAGCAUCAGCAAGACGGGCAACGUGUUGCUCGCCAUGGAGACGGCUCGUCGGUACGGCAAGAGGGGCAUCAUCAGCGUGGCGUACAAUCCAGGCAAUCUGAGGACCGGCUUGCAGAGGCACAUGGCGUGGUGGCAGUAUAUGGUGGCCAGGAUGGUGUUGUAUUCCCCGCACCUGGGAGCGUGCACGGUGUUGUUUGCAGGGUGGUCGGAUGCCGUGACUUUCGCACUAAACGGCGCAUACGUCUGGCCCUGGGGUCGCGUUGGAAGUCUCCGGAAAGACAUUUUGCAAGCCACGCAACCCAUCGACUGCGGUGGGUGCGCAGUGGGGGAGCGGUUUUGGCUGUGGUGUGAGCGGGUCACUCAAGCCUAG